AUGUUACUAUAUUAUUUCGCGAGUGCUGUCAAGUCGAUACAGUUUCACGUAGACGAUGAUAUCAUUGACAAGCUCAACUACUAUUAUACCACUGCCAUCAUAACUGUGUUUGCCAUCCUUGUCUCAGCGAAACAAUAUGUCGGCUUUCCUAUUCAAUGUUGGGUGCCUGCAACAUUCACCGAACCCAUGGAACAGUAUACCGAAAAUUACUGUUGGGUUCAAAAUACUUAUUUUUUACCUUUGCAUGAUUACAUUCCCCAUAAUUAUGCUGAACGAGAAAAUAGACAAAUCGGGUAUUAUCAAUGGGUUCCUUUUGUGUUAGCGCUCGAAGCUCUUCUAUUUUAUGUACCGACUAUUGUAUGGAGAUUGCUUAGCUGGCAAUCAGGAAUACAUGUGCAAUCGCUUGUUCAAAUGGCAUGCGAUUCCCGACUUUUGGAUUUGGAAUCGAGAAAUCGAGCACUUCAAACCAUCGCUACGAAUGUCGAAGAAGCUCUUCACGUGAAACACCAAGUGAUGUCUGGAAAUCGAUUGAAACUUCUGAACUUGAUAAUCUGCACACGAUCGUCUGGAGCUGCCGUCACCUUCUUGUACAUUUCGGUCAAAAUUCUGUACACUGUUAACAUUGUUGGACAGAUUUUCUUGUUGAAUACAUUCUUGGGAAAUCGCAGCAAGUGGUACGGAUUGCAGGUGUUGAACGAUUUGAUGAACGGUCGAGAAUGGGAGGAGUCAGGGCAUUUUCCACGUGUCACUUUAUGCGAUUUCGAAGUUAAAGUUCUUGGAAAUGUUCACCGACACACCGUUCAAUGCGUUCUUAUGAUUAAUAUGUUCAAUGAAAAGAUAUUCCUAUUCCUUUGGUUCUGGUAUUUCUUGCUUGCUGGAGCCACCGUUUGCUCACUGUUUUAUUGGAUCUACAUCUCAGUCGUACCAAGCAGGCAGCUCAACUUUGUCGGAAAAUAUUUGACGGGUAUUGAGGGAUACAAAAUGGUCGAUUCGCAGUCACUCCGACGAUUUGUCUUCCAUUUCCUGCGACAGGACGGCGUAUUCUUGCUUCGAAUGGUUGCAACUCAUGCCGGAGAACUGCCAUGCUACGAGCUUGCUAAGACGCUUUGGAACAAUUAUUGCGACAAUAAGGAAGGAAAAAUGCACGACGUGUGA
Molecule: messenger RNA, 1155 nt
Organism: Caenorhabditis bovis
Lineage: Eukaryota; Metazoa; Nematoda; Chromadorea; Rhabditida; Rhabditidae
Source: the annotation of a GenBank genome assembly